AUGAUUCUUCGACUGUCCAGCAUUGCGCCGAUCCGCACAUUCUCCCUUCGUCGACUACAAAUCCUUCGUCUCCGCAGCAACAUGGCAACACCACCCGUCGACACCAGGCCCAUUGUCCUGUCUGGCCCUUCCGGUGUUGGCAAGGGCACUCUAUACGAGCUUCUCUUCCGGCGGCAUCCCGACUGUUUCACCCUAUCUGUUUCGCACACCACCAGGGCGCCCCGCAAUGGCGAGCAGGAUGGCGUGAACUACCACUUUGUCACGAUGCAGGACUUCGAGGACCUCAUCGCGAAAGACGGGUUUGUUGAGCACGCCAAAUUCGGAGGCAACCGUUACGGUACCAGCAAAAAGACCAUCCAGGAGCAGGAGAGGAAAGGUAAGGUUGUGCUGCUCGACAUUGAAAUGGAGGGCGUCAAGCAAAUCAAGCAAUCUGGGAUUGACGCUAGAUAUAUCUUCAUCUCUCCUCCGGAACCUGCUUUGGAGACUCUAGAACAGAGGUUGCGCGGACGCCAGACCGAAACCGAGGAAAGCCUCCAGAAGAGGCUGAGCCAAGCAAAGAAAGAGCUGGAAUUCUCCAAGGUUUCUGGCGUACAUGACACCAUUAUCGUGAACGACGACUUGGAGACCGCCUACAAAACAUUGGAAGACUUCAUCUACAAACCCGCGGCCUAA
Molecule: messenger RNA, 672 nt
Organism: Emericellopsis cladophorae
Lineage: Eukaryota; Fungi; Ascomycota; Sordariomycetes; Hypocreales; Bionectriaceae
Product: guanylate kinase
Exons: 3
Coding region: 1-672 (223 amino acids)
Biological process (GO): purine nucleotide metabolic process
Cellular component (GO): cytosol
Molecular function (GO): GMP kinase activity
Source: RefSeq, a predicted model, not a curated record